UUAGUUUACUCUUCCUCAGAAAUCUUACCAUAUUUAUUUCUAUAUUCUCAGGAAGAACAGGGAAAAGAGGCUGCUUAGCCGCGUGAUGGCUUGGACAUAUUUAUAUCCAUGUAUUUUGAAUUAAAAACUGAACUGCUGCUCUAUAAAAUACAACGUAUUUUAAACCGUGUUAUCUUUGGAAAAAAUAGGAUUUCCUUGUUAAUUAGGUUUUCAUUACUGUUGCAUUGUUCUAAGUAAUACCCUAAUUGUUUAUCUUCAUCAGACUUUCCAGCUACAACUUUAUCUUGUGAUGUUUAGCUGUAUCAUCCUUUCAAAGAUAUAGUAGCCCUAUUUGUGGUCUAAUACUUGUUUUUUUUCCCCCCCCAGGAAAAAUUAUUAUAGAGUCUAAAAAUAUCUUUCUCCCUUCUCUAUGGACUUAACAUAAAAUUAGUUUUGUAUGUAUUUGGAUUCAUUUUCUAAAUAUCAACACCAUAAAGCCUUAUCAGUUACAAAAAAUUUGGGUAGUUAAACCAUGAGUUGUGGAAAGGAGUUUGUGGAAACGUUAAAAAAAAUUGAUUAUCCCAAAGCUGAUAUUCUUAAUGGGGAAGAUUUUGACUGGUUGUUUGAGACUGUUGAAAAUGAAUCAUUUUUGAAGUGGUUUUGUGGGAAUGUGAGUGAACAGAACGUAUUAUCUGAAGAGGAAUUGGAAGCUUUUAGCAUUCUUCAGAAAUCAGGCAAGCCUAUCCUAGAAGGAGCAGCGUUGGAUGAAGUUCUUAAAACCUGUAAAACUUCUGAUUUGAAGACACCUACCCUGAAUGACAGAGAGUUGGAGAAAUUAGAGGAUGAGGUUCAAACUCUGCAGAAAUUAAAGAACCUGAAAAUUCAGCGACGUAAUAAAUGCCAAUUGAUGGCUUCAGUAACUAACCACAAAUCUCUGAGGUUAAAUGCUAAAGGAGCAGCCAAUAAAAAGCUGAAGCAGAGUCAACGAAUUCUAAAUGCUGCCAAUACUAAGAUCAGUAAUGAGCUUCACGCUCUUACUGAUGGAGUUGCAAAAUUACUGGUGUUCUUCAGACAUUCGAAUUUGGGUCAAGGGACAAAUCCACCGGUGUUUUUAUCUCAAUUUUCAUUGGAAAAAUAUCUAAGCCAAGAAGAGCAAAGCACAGCAGCAUUAACCUUAUAUACCAAAAAACAGUUCUUUAAAGGUGUACAUGAAGUAGUUGAAAGUUCAAACGAAGAAAAUUUUCAACUUUUAGAUAUACAAGCAUCCUCUAUUUGUGAUAAUCAAGAAGUUCUUGAGGAGAGACGGCUAGAGAUGGCUAGGCUGCAGCUGGCAUAUAUUUGUGCACAACAUCAGUUAAUUCACUUGAAAGCAAGAAAUUUGAGCCUGAAGUCAAGUAUAAAAUGGGCAGAGGAGAAUCUUCAUAGCCUCACUAGCAAGGCUUUUGGCAAAGAUAUUUUGGAUGCUAAAAUUUCUAGCUUGAACAGUGAGAUUCUGAAACUUGAAGAACAAAUCACUCAUAUAAAAGACAAAAUUUUGCCUGCUGUGGUAAGAGAGAAUGCCCAGUUAUUGAAUAUGCCAGUUGUAAAGGGAGAUUUCGAUCUGCAGAUUGCUAAACAAGACUAUUACACGGCAAAACAAGAGUUAGUUUUAAAUCAGUUGAUAAAGCAAAAGGCAUCAUUUGAACUUGUACAAUUAUCAUAUGAAAUUGAAUUGAGAAGGCAUUGGGACAUAUAUCGUCAGCUUGAAAACUUGGUUCAAGAACUUAGUCAAAGUAAUUUGAUGCUCCACCACCAAUUAGAAAUGCUGACAGACCCAUCUGUAUCUCAGCAGAUAAAUCCAAGGAAUACCAUUGAUACCAAGGAUUAUUCUACUCAUAGGCUUUAUCAACUUUUAGAAGGAGAAAAUAAGAAAAAAGAAUUGUUUAUAACCCAUGGAAACCUGGAAGAAGUGGCUGAGAAAUUAAAACAGGAUGUUUCUUUGGUACAAGAGCAGUUAGCAGUAUCUACUCAAGAGCAUUCUUGCUUUCUGUCCAAACUAAAUAAUGAUGUGGACAUGCUUUGUGAUGCUUUGUAUCAAGGAGGAAAUCAGCUUUUGCUUAGUGAUCAGGAGUUAAUGGAGCAGUUUCAUCAAGUUGAAUCUCAACUAAAUAAGCUAAAUCAUCUUCUUACUGAUAUUCUUGAUGAUGUGAAGACAAAAAGAAAAAUUUUGGCGUCUAAUAAACUGCAUCAAAUGGAAAGAGAAUUAUAUGUAUAUUUUUUAAAAGAUGAAGAUUAUCUGAAAGAUAUUGUGGAGAAUUUAGAAAACCAGUCAAAGAUUAAGGCUGUUGGUCUUGAAGAUUGAAAAUGAAAUCUUUACUGCACGUGCUGUGUUUUAAUAUUUUAUAUAUUAGGAGGAGAAUAUAGCUAAUAAACACUGAAAAUUCUAAA
Mesoplodon densirostris (Blainville's beaked whale) is the source of this 2406-nucleotide messenger RNA. It is a transcript of the gene HAUS3, whose product is annotated as HAUS augmin like complex subunit 3. Gene Ontology annotation, cellular component: centrosome; mitotic spindle; HAUS complex. The record is from RefSeq and is a predicted model, not a curated record. The coding region runs from base 512 to 2320 and encodes 602 amino acids. The transcript has 4 exons. NCBI's taxonomy places the organism in Eukaryota, Metazoa, Chordata, Mammalia, Artiodactyla, Ziphiidae. Gene Ontology annotation, biological process: centrosome cycle; spindle assembly.